CUAGACGUCGACCGAGUCUUGACGGGAUGGGGGGGAUUGGCCAAUACCUGUGUUGGUUGGGGCAGUGUUUGGCAAUCCAGGACAAGAACGCCAGGAGCAGGGUACUGGGGAUCGGGGAUGGUGAAAGGGGUCAAGAGAGGAAGAGAGAAUAGUAGAGAAGUCAAGUCGUACCAAGAUGGUGCGUCCAAGGGCGUAGCCAGAUGUCGAUGUUGUCGUGGGCGAGGCGCACAGCGAAAGCAGAGACGAGGAUGGAACGCCAGGGAAGGCGGGUGACGACUAGGUCGGGAGACGGAAAGUAUAUCUCGCACUCUCGACAGGGAAGACGUGGACAGAAGCAGACCAGAGUCGGACAGGCUUUUGACGAGACGACGGACGCGCGCGGCGAGAGAGUCGAAGCGAUGAAAUGGGGAUGCGGACGCGGAUGGGAGGGAGGUGAGAGAGGUGGGUGGAACGGGGCAGAAGGACGGGGCGCAAAAGGGUAUAUGAAGAAUGAGGGAGGGGGGUUGCAGGAGGCGCCGGGAUUCACGCAGCGAGGGACGAAUGGGCGAAUCGGUGCGAGGAAACGGCCGCAGCAGUCAGAGGAUCGAUGGGACGGGGUUGAAAUGACGGUGGCGGCCUCAGGACGAGAGAGAAUGGUGAAGGGUGAAGGAUGAAGGGACGGAGUUGACGAGAGGACGGCGGACGGGAGGGAAAGCGUUUGAAGACGGGCGCGGAG
Molecule: messenger RNA, 715 nt
Organism: Ilyonectria robusta
Lineage: Eukaryota; Fungi; Ascomycota; Sordariomycetes; Hypocreales; Nectriaceae
Exons: 1
Coding region: 201-653 (150 amino acids)
Source: RefSeq, a predicted model, not a curated record